Molecule: messenger RNA, 1776 nt
Organism: Effrenium voratum
Lineage: Eukaryota; Dinophyceae; Suessiales; Symbiodiniaceae
Source: the annotation of a GenBank genome assembly
AUGGUGGUCGACGGCAAGCCGUUGACCUAUGGCGCGUUCACCGACCGGGUCGCACGGCUGAUUGCGCUGUUUGGCGCCAAGGGGCUUUCGCGCGGCGAUCGCGCCGGCAUCGUCACCGACGAUGCGGCCAUGGCCGCCGCGCUGAUCGUCGCGGCCCUUCGGGCGGGCGUCGCAAUCGUCAAUUUCAACCCGGCCAUGACGCCGCCCGAGCGCGCCAACGCGCUGGCGGCGACCGAUCUGGCGCAUCUGUUCAUCGACCGGCUGAUGUUCGAUGCCGGCCCGCUGCCGGCCGGCCUUGCGCACACCAUCAUCGAGCCGGACACCGGCGCCGGCGGGCUGAUCGGCAAGCUUUUGAUGCGCGGCGCGAAAUCGGCCGGCCCGUCCGGUCUGGCCGGCGAACUGGCGGCCAUCGAGCCGGCGCCGAUGCCCGCGCCCGUGCCCGCCGACGCGAUCGGCCUGAUGCUGUUCACCUCCGGUACGACGAGCGCGCCCAAGGUCGUCCAGCUCAGCCACGCCAAUCUCGCCGCGCAGCUCGCCACCUUCUUCAAGGUCUAUGAUUACGACGCCGACAGCCGCAUCCUGAACCCGCUGCCGAUGCACUUCACCGACGGCAUCCUGCACGGACCGCUGAUCGCCUUCAUGACCGGCGCGACGCUCUACCGGCCGCAGCGCUUCAACGUGCAGGAACUGGGGACGCUGCUCGACAGCGUCUAUCGGGACCGCAUCACCCACUUCAAUCUCGUGCCGGCCAUGCUGUCGCUGAUGGAUCGGCUCGGCGAGGCUUAUCGCGACGCGCUCGCGACGCCGGAUUUCCGGUACAUCCGCUCGAGCGGCGACCGGCUGCCCGAAGCGCUGUGGCGCAGCGUCCAGGAACGCUUCGGCGUGAAGAUCAUCAACACUUACGGCCUGUCGGAGACGGUGUGCGAGGCGCUCUAUUGCGGCCCGUCCGACGACACCUUCCGCAUCGGCACGAUCGGCAAGCCGGUCGACUGCGAGAUCCGCCUCGUCGGCGAAGACGGCAAACCCGCCGCGCCGGGCGAAGCGGGCGAACUGAUGAUCUGCGGCACCAACAUCAUGGCCGGCUAUCUGAACCGGCCGGACCUGACAUCGGACGCCAUCGACGGUGGCGGCUGGUUCCGCACCGGCGAUCUUGCGACGAUCGAUGCGGACGGGUUCGUGACCAUCACCGGGCGCAAGAAGGCGCUGAUCAUUUCGGGCGGCGCGAACAUCCAGCCGCAGGAGAUCGUCGAUGCCAUGCUGACGCACGAGGCGGUCGCCGAAGCGCACGCGCUGGGCAUGCCCGAUCCGGUCUGGGGCGAGCGGGUCGUCUGCGCCAUCGUGCCGCGCCCGGGGCAUGAGGCGCCCGACCAGGACGCGCUGACCGCCCAUGCACGCGGUCUUUUGAGCCCCAACAAGGUGCCGCGCGCCUUCAAGGUGAUCGAGGCCUUGCCGCGCAAUCCGGCCGGCAAGGUGCUGGUCGACCGGCUUCAGGCAUUGUUCGGGACCGACGGCGCCACCGAGGGCGAGGCGCAAAGCGGAUCGCUGGAGGAUCGCGUGAUGGCGCUCGCCGCGCAGGUCUUUGUCUGCGAGCCCGCCGAUCUGCGCCUGACGAGCGAACCGCGCUCGACCUUCGGCUGGGACAGUUUCGCGCACCUGACGCUGAUCAGCGAAGUGGAGCGCGCGUUUUCGGUCACGCUGUCGGCGCGCGAUGUGCUGCGCGUGACGACGCUCGGCCAUCUGGUCGAUAUCUUGGAACAGCACCGGGCCGGGGGCUGA